CUACACUUAAAAAAGAGUUACAAGACUGAAAACAAAACUAAACAAAAACCGAAAUCGGAGAACCUUCGCCGCCGGCGGAGAAAGAAACAUUUCCGGCAACGAAAUGGCGAACUCCGGUAGUGGCAGUUCGGGCGUGAGAUUGGACGAGUCGUUUCGUGCUGUGCCGACGGUGUACCUGACGUUCCUAUCGAUCUGGUUCGUCUCUGCAUUCUCUUGGACAGCUUACACUUACAGGAAUCGCCAUUCUCAGUGCAAUAAGUUGCAGUGGACUCUUACUUCGGUUCCAUUGAUGAAAGCAUUGCAGCUCAUGCUAUCCUUUCUCUUCUGGUACCCAUGCUACAAUUUUCAAGCAUGUUCUUUAUGGAUGUCAUUUGGAGUGUAUGUAACUGGGGUGCUAUUUCAGACAGCUGCUUUUGUCUCCUUUCUGCUCAUAUCUCAUGGUUACUGCAUCAUGUGUGAGCGUCUUUCUCUAAAUGAACGGCGAACAACUGCGGCGCUGGCGUGUGUGUUUUACUUGACACUAGUUGGUUACAAGGCUUGUGUGCCAUACUUCACUGUACUUCUGCUACUAAAUUAUUUUAUUUCAUUCUAUGUGAUUUUCCACCAUAUCUCCCAAAACCUGCUAGUGUUGCGAGAACAAUUGAGCAUUAUAGAAAAUGAAGAUGUUCAUACAAUGCAUGAUGCUGUGUAUAAGAAGUACACAAUGUUCAAGAAAUUUCAGGGUGCAAUGCAGAUUGUAGCUAUGGCAGAAAUUGUGAUAUGCAUGAAUGUGGACGACUCUUCGGAGAAUUACUGGAUUCGCAUAUUAAUCAGAGAAUGGGUGCAACUCUGCAUCUUUUUGUACAUAGGAUGGAUUUUCAAGUCACAAGAUUUGGCACCACACUUCUCUAUUAUGCCUGCCACAAAAUGUAAAGGCGAGACUCUGGUGCCUCCCACCUACAGUAUUGAAAUGGAUGCAGCAACUUUUAAAGAAUUUAGUAGUCAUGAAUGGCACAUUGGGGUGCCAACUUCUAGUUCACAUUAUCAAAGCUCCAAAGAUGAAGUUCUAGUAAUCAUUCAGCACCCAGGUGCACAGAGGUCAAGUAAAAAGCUCGAUUUUUGUUCUCACAAGACUGAAUGUUAUGUUGUAUCAGAUCUUCAUACGAAUUCAUAUUCAAAUCAAGUAGAACUACACUGAUUAAUUGUACUUUGCAUUUCUUGCUUAUGCCUUUUUCUUGCAGUUGGCAAGGGCAUGAAUUAUAGUAUAUCUAUAUCCAAGAUUAUUAAUUAGGAUUAGGAAUAGAGUUAAGGGUACAGCAAUGAGGUUUAGCUCAUUUACCAAAUGUUAGAGAUUAGAGGCAGCUGCAAAUAUGUAUAAAUACAUUAUGAAAAGCAAUGAUAAAUGUGUAUAUUAUUCUU
Messenger RNA from Arachis stenosperma, 1398 nucleotides. RefSeq lists its product as uncharacterized. NCBI's taxonomy places the organism in Eukaryota, Viridiplantae, Streptophyta, Magnoliopsida, Fabales, Fabaceae. The record is from RefSeq and is a predicted model, not a curated record. The transcript has 9 exons. The coding region runs from base 104 to 1177 and encodes 357 amino acids.